Messenger RNA from Coffea eugenioides, 1382 nucleotides. RefSeq names its product perakine reductase-like. The coding region runs from base 147 to 1190 and encodes 347 amino acids. Lineage: Eukaryota; Viridiplantae; Streptophyta; Magnoliopsida; Gentianales; Rubiaceae. Gene Ontology annotation, cellular component: cytoplasm. The record is from RefSeq and is a predicted model, not a curated record. The transcript is spliced from 7 exons.
AUUGGAUCUUUCUGCCCUAUCUAGAGAGGUUUUUGAAAUUAUCCCUUUCCUUAACUCACUUCCAACUUCCAAGUGCUAGAGAGCAUAAACGAGAAUCUAUUCUCUUCCCCUUAUUACUUCAUCGACUGCAACUGCAGCUGAUAGCAAUGGAUGAGCAAGUAGAAAUUCCAAUAGUGAGGCUGGGCAGCCAAGGACUUGAGGUUUCAAAAUUAGGUUUUGGAUGCAUGGGGCUUUCUGGAAUUCUCAAUGAUCCAGUCCCUGAAGAAGACGGAAUUGCACUUCUUAAGGAAGCCUUCAAUAAGGGAGUUACAUUUUUUGAUACCUCAGAUUGUUAUGGGAUUGACAAUGCUAAUGAAUACUUGAUCGGAAAGGCAUUGAAGCAGUUACCCCGAGAAAAGAUUCAAUUAGCAACGAAGUUCGGUAUAGUCGAUUAUAGUCACGAUCGUGUUAUAGUCAAAGGUACUCCGGAAUAUGCCCGCUCAUGCUGUGAAGGUAGCCUCAAACGCCUAGAUGUGGACUACAUUGAUCUUUAUUUCAUCCAUCGAAUUGACACAACAGUGCCUAUUGAAGAAACAAUGGGUGAACUGAAGAAACUAGUUGAAGAAGGAAAAAUAAAGUACAUUGGACUAUCUGAAGCUAGCCCAGACACAAUAAGAAGGGCUCAUGCAGUUCAUCCAGUAACUGCUUUACAGAUUGAGUAUUCUCUAUGGACACGCGAUAUUGAGGAAGAGAUAAUUCCUCUAUGCAGGGAGCUCAGAAUUGGGAUUGUUCCCUUCAGUCCUAUUGGUCGUGGCUUUUUGGCUGGCAAAGCAGUUGUUGAGAGCUUGCCUCAAAGUAGUUUCUUGGGAGGACUUCCUAGGUUUAUGGGGGAAAACCUCGAAAAGAACAAGAACAUUUAUUUCCGUUUACAAGCAUUAGCACAGAAACACAAAUGUACUCCUGCUCAACUUGCUCUUGCUUGGGUUCUUCAUCAGGGUGAUGAUAUGGUACCAAUUCCUGGUACUACUAAGAUAAAGAAUCUCCAUGAUAACAUUGGUUCAGUGAAAGUGAAACUCACAAAAGAAGAUCUGAAAGAUAUUGCUGAUGCAGUUCCCCCCAGUGAGGUGGCAGGGCUAAGCAUCAAUGAGGCUUUCUUUCAUACUGAAUGGAGGUUUUCUAAUACACCACCACCAAAGGUUCCAACCGAGUAAUCUGUACGAAUUACCUGGCUGGAGUUAUUUCUUAAAGCUUGUUAUUGGCCGUGUUAUUCCAGGAACUUUUAUGCUAAGUUUUGCUCAAGCCCUGCUACAGUCAUUUCAUUUGUAUGAUUUAGCGUUCAUCUCUUGCGCAUGUAAUCUAGCAUUAUAUUGUGGAGGGAAUUUGAGUCUUAAUCUUUCUUGUUU